GAUGAGCUGCGGAUGAAUGGUGAGAGUCAGGUGCUGCCCGGCAGAGGUCACACGUCCAGGGAGGGGAUCAACAUGGCUGCUGCACCCCGGACCGUACUGAUCUCCGGCUGCUCAUCAGGAAUUGGUCUGGAACUUGCAGUGCAGCUGGCCCAUGACCCCAAGAAGCGCUACCAGGGUAAGAGGUGCAGGGUGGCGCUAGGAGGCGGCAGGGUGCAGAUGGCUUCCCCAGCACUGGAAACCCCAUCCCAAAAAAAAAAAAAAAAAAAAAAAGGGCAGGGAGUGGUUGAGCCAUCAGACUCACACUACCCCCUGCCCGGUCACAGCAUCUCCCUGGUGGAGCCAGGCCCUGUGGUCACCGAGUUUGAGGGGAAGCUUCUGGCGCAGGUUUCUACAGCUGAGUUCCCAGGCACUGACCCUGACACCCUGCACUACUUCCGGGACCUCUACCUCCCAGCCUCCAGGGAGCUGUUUCGCUCUGUGGGACAGAGCCCACAGGACGUGGUUCAGGCCAUUGUCAAGGUCAUCGGCUCGACUCGACCACCCCUGCGCCAACAGACCAACGUCCGCUACUCGCCACUGACCAUGCUCAAAACCGUGGACUCCUCCGGCAGCCUGUACGUGCGAACCACCCACUGCCUCCUCUUCCGCUGUCCGCGCCUUCUCAGCCUCGGCCUGCGAUGUCUGUCCUGCGGCUGCCUCCCAGCCCAGGUGCGGCCAAGAUGAGCUGAACAGAGCCCCACGAUCCCCACCCCUAAACAACCAGAUCUCUUCAUUCCACGUCUAAUUCAGAGGCUGAGCAGACUCUUCAUGCAUUCAUUCACUCUGCAAACUCCUCCUCUCCUGCUCUGUGCCUGGAUGUGGCUAGAAUCCCAGAAAGGCCUCAAUUUUCAUGCAUAGACACUUCUGUGGUCACAGCUGGAAUAGAGAGAGGGACCCCGGGAACUUGGGCUGGGGAGCCCAGAGCAGGAAGCCGCAGCCGUCUCUGGGAAAGCAAGGGCAGCUUCCUGGAGGAAGAGGCAUUGUUAUGACACUUGAAGGAUGAGACAGACUCUGCCUCAUUCAACCUCAUAACUUCAUGAUCUUAGGCCUGAGAAUACAGGAAUGAUUCAUAACCCCCACCCCCCACCCCCGUGCAUACACCAGAGCUCUGUGGACCAAGGGGACACUCCCGGUUACACACCCCAUCAGCAAAAUGUAUUUGAGCACACACCAGCAAUGUAUGCAUAUUUUUUCCAUUAAAUAUAUAUUUAUAAUCACAA
Sapajus apella (tufted capuchin) is the source of this 1259-nucleotide messenger RNA. RefSeq names its product retinol dehydrogenase 8 (gene RDH8). Lineage: Eukaryota; Metazoa; Chordata; Mammalia; Primates; Cebidae. The coding region runs from base 13 to 723 and encodes 236 amino acids. The record is from RefSeq and is a predicted model, not a curated record. The transcript has 3 exons.